GAUGCACUGCCGGGGCUGCUGGCUGGUCGACUUGCCGGGGAAAAUUCGCAAAAGCGACGAGGGUCGAAGGGGUCCCAGGCAAAUUUGGCAAAAUUUGCUCGGUCGCGGAAUUCUGCUGGCCACGGCGGCAGCACAGCAGCAGCAGUUUAGUCGCAGAUUCGGUUCCGUCUGGACACGUUUUCCUUUGGGGGAGAUAGGAUUCGGAUUGUCGCGCGUUUGUCCGACGACGACUACUUUUGCGUGGGUUGGCGAUUGGCGAUGUUUUUUUUCGGGUUGUUUGAAGACUUGAAGAGGUUCAAUGGAUUGGAGAUUGAUGAAGAUUAAGGUUGUUUUGGGGGAUGUGGAUUUGUUCUUCUGAGAAGUUCGUCCGGGGGUGCUUUUGAGCUUGAACAAUAGAUCUGGUUCGAGAGAUUUGCUUGACUUUAGGACUUUUGGGUUUUUGGGGUUUACAACCCCAAUAUUGGGAAGUUUUCUUCCAAAGAAAAACAUCUGAGGCAUUGUAUUAAAUUACCCAGUAAACGUGAUUAAUUCUUGCGUGAUAAAACUCGGUGCGGCACGUUCCGCGCCAAAGGUCAGGACAACUUGCAAAGCACUUCCCCUUCGGAUUGUGUCAGAGUUGGUGGGGUGAAAAAGUGUGAACAACUCGGGGCAAAGGCCAAUGAAAACAAACACAAAAUGAUAUAAAUAAAUAAAUAAGCAAAUCGAGAUAAGCGUGCAAGCGCUGUUCCGGCUGACUCGCUCGGGAAAACUGCGGAAAAGCGAGCAACCUCAAAGAAAGGCAAGAAAACAGAAUCCUUACACACUUCAAGAAAAGCCGUGAAAAUUAAAUUAUUCCCUUCACGCGCGCUCGCCCGCUGGUGUUGCGAAUCCUUCCAAGGUAAACACAAGGCGGAAAUUCUUCACCGGAAGUGCGCGUGCUUUAAAAGAACCUGAAAAGCAGCUGGAAAUUAAAAUUCAUACGAAAAACACGCCGCCAGCCGCCAGUGGGGGGCACCAGAGUUCAAGUGAAUAAUUUUUCGCCGGUACUCGGGGGUGGUUCGGGGAAAAUUACCCCGAAAAGAGUGUGUCACCAGGUCGUGCAGAAGGCGGUACAGAACGGGUCGUGUAGGCAGCGGUGUAACAUUUCCGUUUUUUUUCGAGGGUGUCCUUUUUCUGCUGCUGCGAGGACGUCUACGACGGCGACGUGAAAAAAUAGGUAUAAAGUGAGUGGGGGCGCUUCUAGGAAAAGAGGAAAAACUCGACGACGGUGAAGUGAAGUUAGGGUGGUGUGUGGCAUAGAAGGGAAAAUUCCUUGCAAAACCUGCUGAAAUUACGAUUGGUACGUGCCAGCUGAUUUCGCCGGAACGUGGCAGAAGAACAUAGUUAAGAGUGCGAUAGCAGCAGCAGCAGAAGCAGCAGCAGCAAAAGUCGAGGAACGUCGACGAACGACGCCGGCGGUUUUUUUGCAGCUAAUCUUCCCCACCUGGAUUUUCCUGACCCAUGGGCAUGGGUUAUUGAGUCAACAUAAUAAGAGAUUCUCGGAUGGAUGAGUGGAAAUACUUGAUAGCGCUGCUACUGGCGCUCUUAAGCUUCCGACUCCCGGCGGUAGACUCGACCAGUGGCAAUGGCAGCACCAGUUCCGGGGGAACCUCCACCCGAACCGCCCGGGAGCGAUCCGGUGGCCAGGCGAUAGCCUCCCUGUCAUCGGCCUCGAUUGCGGCUCUGCAGGCCGCACGAAACAGCAACAAUGCCGCGCUGGCAGCUGCUGCGGCGGCUGCGGCCACGGUCACUGCGUCCUCGGUCGUUGGGGGCGCGGGUGGCCAACGGUGCAGUUUGGCCCAGUUCCGGUGCGCCAACGGGACGUGCAUCUCGGCGGCCAAGUACUGCGACGGAACCGUCGACUGCCUGGAUAAGAGUGACGAGCCGAAGCUGUGUACAGCAUGCAAUCGGACGCUGUACGGCGAGGUGGGGCGAACGUACGAGCUGCAGCUUCAGCCCCACCAGGUGCAACAGUUUCAGCAGGAGCAGCAGCAGCAGCAGCACAACGGAGAGGCGCCGUUGCCGUUCGUGUGUCAUCUUAACUUUACCGCGCCCGGGGGAGCGUACGGUGAUAUCGUGCAGCUCAAUUUCGCCAAAUUCAGCAUUGGCAAGUUCGUCCCAGGAACCGGAGGAGGAGGAGGGGCCUUCCCGGGUGGUGGGGGCCAUCAUCAGCAGCAACCGCAGCACCACCGGGACAUGCCCCAGCCCCAGCACGAGGCCUGCCUCGAGGGCUUCAUGACGAUCCGGGAGCAGGGACUGCCGGAUUUGAACGGACGGUGGUGUGGAACCGCUUCCGGCUAUACGAUCUACUACAGUGAAACCAAAUCCGUCAACGUGACGCUCCGGUUGGACAAACUGGUCCAGAGUGGGACCGGCGCCAGUUCCGGAGCGGGACCGGGGGGUGCUCCGAACGAGAGCCCCGGUGGACUUCAGUUUCGAUUGAUUUACAAAUUUCUUCGCCACACCGACGCAAAACUGAGGAACGACAACCGGAUAUGGAACGGUGACCUUGUUGCGGGGACGUACUGCAACAGAAAUUUUUAUGACUGCGACAAACGGAUCUGCCGGAUACGAUCGCCCAACUACCCGGGCGUUUAUCCACGCAAUUUAACAUGUAAAUAUUAUAUUAAUCAUCGGACACCGCCGAGCGGGCUGCACGCGAUGAUCGUCCUGCGCCAGCCAGAUGGACAUAAAUUAAACAUCAAGGAGCAGGCGACCCACCACGAGGCGAACAAUAGGAUUUUAAGAUCCUGGGAGCAGUGCGACUCCGAGCAGGACUACCUAACCAUCCACGACGGCAAGACGCUGGAGGCACCGAUGAUCGGUCGCAUCUGCGGCGGAGACGCCCUCCCGGACAUCGUGUCCAGCGGGUCGGACAUGACGAUCCAGUUCCGGACCUCGCCGUACGACGUGCUGUUCCAUCCGAAUCCGGUGACCUUCCUGCCCGGGUUUGAGCUGGAAGUUCAUAUCCUCUACGUCAACUCCAACUCGCAGUCCUACAUCCGCCAACCGGGUCGCUGCGAGUUCUCGAUCAGUGCGUUCGAGAGCCAAACCGGCGAGCUGGAGAGUCCGCAGCACACGCUACCGCCGGAGAGUUCCUGCAUCUACCACUUCCAGGGCCGGCGCCACGAGACGGUAUGGAUCUCCUUCGUCAAGUACCACUCGGCGAUCGACCCGACCGGGUUCGAGUCCCCAGCGGAGUGCGUCAACCAGCUGCGCAUCUGGGACGGCCGAUGGUCGGUCAGCUCGCGUCCGUACGUUUUCCUAGGCUCCCAUCCCGAGUACAGCCGGAACGCCAGCCUGAUCGAGCAGAUUUGCCGCGAGGAGGUGCCGAGGCUGUGUUCGCGGUCGCUGGUGGCGAAGGGCAGUCGGCCCUGCUCGACGCAGGAGAGCUACCUAUCAACCGGUUCCGAUCUGACCAUCGAGUACCGACCCAGCCCGAUCGGUACCGCCCGUCUGUACGGACCUGCUUCCGCUUUCAAGCUGCGCUACGAAUUCGUUGACAACUCGCUGGGGGGUGCUCCGCUGGAACCGCUGGUAGCACCAUCCGCGAUGCCGGAACCAGCGGCGCUGGUCCAGUUCCACCCGAAGUCGUGCGAUCGCGUCUUCCGAUCGUCGUCUGCUUCGCGUGGAAUCUUCCGUUCGCCGUCGAACGUGUUCCUGUACGGUCGAGGAGGAUCACCGAACAUUUCUUGCACUAUCAGGUUCGAAGCAGGAUUGGGAGAGAGCGUUAGACUCUCGAUCACGCGAGCCCGCUUCGGAGGUCGAUCCUGUCAGAACAUGCAGAACCGAUCGGGACGGUGGCACUGCAACCAUCACAGUGGACCGAUCUCCGAUCUCAGGAUCAGUGAGGUUCCCUGGACGGAUAUUCCACCGCUGCCGCGGGACUGUCUCUGCUCGGACGUGUCGGCCUCGAUCAAUUUGGCUCCGCUGGCGGCCAGCAUCGUUGAGGUUAGAUUCACGGCCAUGCAGAUGGAGGUCGAUCAGGACUUUCGGGACUUUUACUUCGAGGGCCGGUACGAGUUUGAGAAGGACGGCUGCGAGACGGAUUGGAGUGAUCGCAGGCUGCGAGGUCGCAGCGGCGAUGCGUUCCUCAAGCCGACGCCGUGCCCAGCGUUGAUCCAGCCGUGGCUGCUCGAGCCGGAGACCGAAGGCAGCUACUUGGUGCUCAAGAUGAAGGGAUUCUGGAUGCCUCCACUGCUACACUCCGCUCCACCAUGCCCAACCGAUGCGAGGAUCACCGUCUACUCAACGAACAAUCCGAAAAACUCCCGCGAUCUUUGCCCCUCCGGACCCGACGUGGUCGCCUUCUCCGACGGGUGGGACAACGCGUACGAGUUCAGCGCCCUGGAAAUCUCCAAGAACCUCAUCAUCGAGUUCAAAAGCUCCCGAAAACCGCGCGACAUCGAAGGCAACGAGUACAAGUUCUCGUGGAUGGAGAUCUACCCGGGCAACGACUGCCCGUACAAAUGCCAGGAACUGCAAGCCUGCAUCCCGGCGGAACUCUGGUGCGACGGCAAAGUCCACUGUCCCUCCGGCCAGGACGAAAGCCCAACCGAAUGCAACAUCCGACUCCCACUGUCCCCACUGCACGUGGGAAUCGCCGCCGCAACGCUCACCCUGUUCCUCUCGUUGGCCGCCGGUCUCACGGCUUGUGCCCGGCGGAAACGGGUCGAGAAGAAGCACCAGCACCUGCAGAGCAGUCACCACCUGGAAGCGAACGGGCACUACCCCCAUCACGGGUCGUACCCGCACGUGGCCCCCCAUCAUCACAUGGCCAGCAGUCACGCGCUGACGCCGAUCUACCUGGAUCCCACCAAGGACAGCUUCUGUUGACAGGAGCUGGAGACUUCGGUGUAGCCCAUGCCGAAGUCCCAGGAUUUCUACUACUUUGCGUUCAAUCGCUAGGCCCCCUCCUUCCUCCCUCUAUCUAUCUAUGUGAAGGUGGUGGUGGCGGCGAUGACCUGUGAACGACGACAAUUCUGGUGAUAUUAAGUGUACGUAGGAAGCAUGAAAUCCAAUAAUUAGGGGAAGAAACCAAUUUCGAAACAAACAAAGAAAAAAAAAACAAAACUGACUUAUAGCUUAAUGAUCCUUAGACGGAGGAGAACGAGACGGAAUGAGGGGGACAUUGCUCGUAGCCGUAGACGAAAACAAGUGAUUGAACCAAUUAAAAUGGAUUUGGUUGGUGGGGUGGGAAUUGUGGAGGAUUGGCGCGGAGGAAAGACAGCGAAAUGAUGAACGGUCUAAGAGUGGGGUUUUGGGUGGGUGAGAAAUGUGUUGACGAUGUUUUUUUGUGAUGUGAUUCUGAAAGAUCUGCUAAAAGAUAAAUCUUGAAAUAUUAUUGAAAUUGUGAUAAUACUGAAAUUUAAAAACUAUGUUUGUAGUUUUGUUCAAAUUAUUAAAAUUUGUAUGUUUAUUACAAAUCUCUUUUAAGUUCUUAUCUGAGUUUUUUUCCAUCCGAUUUAUUACUUUGUUUAAUCUGACUGAAACAUUUUGAAUGCCUUCUGUAUUCCCAAAAAAGCAAUUUUGCAAUAUCAGUUUGUCCAUAGCAUACAAAAUACAAAAUGCAACG
This is a messenger RNA of Culex pipiens pallens (northern house mosquito), 5593 nucleotides long. RefSeq lists its product as uncharacterized. The coding region runs from base 1522 to 4854 and encodes 1110 amino acids. The record is from RefSeq and is a predicted model, not a curated record. The transcript has 12 exons. Gene Ontology annotation, molecular function: protein binding. NCBI's taxonomy places the organism in Eukaryota, Metazoa, Arthropoda, Insecta, Diptera, Culicidae. Gene Ontology annotation, cellular component: plasma membrane.